AUGGACAGCAGAACUGGUAAGAAACUUGCAAACACAUACGUUGAGGAAGAAUCAGGUGCAGGAGGAGGGAUGCUAGCAGGUGGUUUUGCCAAAGCCGUUGGCCCACCAGCAUUGGGAGUUGAUGACGGAGUAGGUGCACAUGUAUCGGGCCGACUUGAGGUGGGAGAAGGGGUGGCUGGGGUAGAAGUUGGCGGAUUGGUCCCUGGCGUGCCUGAGACUGUUAUAGCAAGCUUCUGCCCCGCUUGGCAGUGGUUACCGAAGUGCUCGCCUGCUGAGUCAAGAGUUAUGUUUGCUGAUCCAGUUGUGAUGGUACUACCUAUGGCAUUGUCGUCGCUACAUGCAUCAUAG
This is a messenger RNA of Fraxinus pennsylvanica, 348 nucleotides long. The record is from the annotation of a GenBank genome assembly. NCBI's taxonomy places the organism in Eukaryota, Viridiplantae, Streptophyta, Magnoliopsida, Lamiales, Oleaceae.